GGCAGACUUUCUCUCUUCACAACUUCAACGAACAUGUCUCCUUCACAAGCCACGACGAUGCCCUCCCAUCGCGCCCUCAAUUCCAUCGACGCUCCUUCCUGCUCCUCCUGCCCUCCCCCGCCCCCCUUCAGCCUCAGCCCCGAGACAUGGAAGAGCUUCUCCCUGGAUAAGCGACGGAGACUCUCGUGCCUGGCUAACUCCAUCGCGCUGGUGCAGAAGAGGAUGGAGCAGAGGCACCUAGGCGAGCUUGCGGAGCUGCCAAGCAUUUCACGACGAGCCAGCAGGGCGCACUGAAGAAAAGCAAUUUGGACGUUCGUUGAGCAAACAAUUCUGUAAAUUAGCAAAAUUACCACUCGAAAGAAGAGAAAAAUAAAGAAGAAUACAAUCU
Messenger RNA from Guillardia theta CCMP2712, 388 nucleotides. RefSeq lists its product as hypothetical. The record is from RefSeq and is a predicted model, not a curated record. Lineage: Eukaryota; Cryptophyceae; Pyrenomonadales; Geminigeraceae. The coding region runs from base 58 to 294 and encodes 78 amino acids. The transcript has a single exon.